Rubroshorea leprosula is the source of this 850-nucleotide messenger RNA. NCBI's taxonomy places the organism in Eukaryota, Viridiplantae, Streptophyta, Magnoliopsida, Malvales, Dipterocarpaceae. The record is from the annotation of a GenBank genome assembly.
AUACCAUCAAAAUCUGAAGAUCAAAAUUUAUAAUUUGCUCCAAUAUCAUAAAAUCUUCAAAUACACUCUAGCUUACAAGAUCACGAUUUAUUUCUAAAAUCUAUGUCAAUCUCGAAAUGGCUAGCUUUCUACUCGUCACUUCCCGUGGUUUCCCCGUCCUCGAUUUCACUUCCUGAAAUGGUGGACAAGGAAAACUAUGAGAUAAACUCAAUAAGUAAAUAUGGAGUGCUCAUUAUUAAACUUAUAGCAUGCCAACAUGUGCAAUCACGCAAAACGGAUACAGUACGAGAACGAAAUAGACGUCUCCUCUAUAAGUCACGGUGAGCGUCUAACACCCACUGGCAAGCGCACUGUUUGCUGGUGUAUAAUCCCCACAAGCAAGGUCACUAUUUGCUGGUGUAUAAUCCCCACAAGCAAGGUCACUGUUUGCUGGUGUAUAACCCCCACAAGCAGGGUCACUGUUUGCUGGUGUAUAACCCCCACAAGCAGGGUCACUCAACGAACCGAUUCUAUCAAUAACAUGUCGACAUGUACUAGCGUUUAUAACCUCCCCCACUAGCAGGGUCACUAAUAACAUAUAGACAUGUGCCAACAUGUGCUAGCGUUUAUAACCUCCUCCACUAGCAGGGUCACUAAUAACAUGACCACAUCGGAGACAAAACAGGCAGAAGUUCAAGAAAAUCACAAUUCACAAUCACUUUCAGAUCAUUAGGACAGUCACUUAAAUUUCAAGUAGGCAUGCUCAAUUUAAUGAAAAGCAUAAAACAUUUCACUUCAAAUCAGUCAUACUUGUGUAAAACGGGUUUAGUCCCGCCACCACUUCAAAAACAAAUCAAAACAUGCUUUUAAA